Chaetura pelagica (chimney swift) is the source of this 1398-nucleotide messenger RNA. It is a transcript of the gene CLU, whose product is annotated as clusterin. The coding region runs from base 1 to 1398 and encodes 465 amino acids. Lineage: Eukaryota; Metazoa; Chordata; Aves; Apodiformes; Apodidae. The record is from RefSeq and is a predicted model, not a curated record. The transcript is spliced from 7 exons.
AUGCCUGACAAUCAGCUCUUUCUGACCAUCUUCCUUGACACAUGGGUCCAUGUUGAGGAUGUUGAACGCUGUCACCAAGGCCACCUGCUCUUCCUGCUGGGCUUCUCCACCUCCGGUGACUUUUUCGCAGAAAUGUCGGCAGCUGGCAGCAAAUACAUAGACACUGAGGUUGAAAAUGCCAUCAAUGGGGUGAAGCAGAUGAAGACCCUGAUGGACAAGACCAGCAAGGACCAUCAGGCCAUCCUGCAGACACUGGAGGAGACAAAGAGAAGGAAAGAGGAAGCAGUGCAGCUGGUCCGGGAGAAGGAACAGGAGCUGGCAGAGCAGCAGGAGGUGUGCAACGAGACGAUGCUGGCCCUGUGGGAGCAGUGCAAGCCCUGCCUCAAGCGCUCCUGCGUCCGCUUCUACUCCCGCACCUGCCGCAGUGGCUCGGGACUCGUGGGACGGCAGCUGGAGGAAUUCCUCAACCAUUCCUCUCCCUUUUCCAUCUGGGUGAACGGCGAGCGCAUCGAUUCGCUGCUGGAGCGGGACCAGCGGCAGGAGCGGCAGUUCGAGGACUUGGAAGCACAGUUUGGAUUGCUGGAGGAUGAAGUGGAUGACAUCUUCCAGGACAGCACCCAAGUCUAUGGACGCCUGCAUCCCUUUUUCCGAGCACCCUUUGGUGGUUUCCGUGAGGCUUUCCGCCCUCCCAUUCAGCACGUCCGCAUCCCCAUCCGCAGCGAGAGGUUUUCCCGGGAGCUGCAUCCCUUUUUCCAGCAUCCCUACCAUGGUUUCCACCACCUUUUCCAGCCACUUUUUGAGAUGACACAGCGGAUGAUGGAGGAGUCGCAGGGCAGCUGGGACCGCCCGUUGGGUGGCUUUGCCUCAGAGUCCCGUAACUUCAGCGACGAUCGGAUGGUGUGUCGGGAGAUCCGGCGAAACUCCGCCGGCUGCCUGCGGCUGCGGGAUGAGUGCGAGAAGUGCCGGGAGAUCCUCUCCGUGGACUGCGGGCAGACAGACCCUGGCCAGAGCCAGCUGCGGGAGCAGCUGGAGGACGCCUUGCGCUUGGCCGAGCGCUUCAGCCGCCGCUAUGACGAUCUCCUCCGCGCCUUCCAAGCCGAGAUGCUCAACACCACCAGCCUCCUGGACCAGCUCAACCGGCAGUUUGGGUGGGUCUCCCGCUUGGCAAACCUCACCCAAGGCACCACCGACGGCUUCCUCCAGGUCACCACGGUCCUCUCCAAGGCUCCCAACCUCGAGGACCCCUCGGCACCCCCCGACACGCAGGUGACUGUGCAGCUCUUUGAUUCGGAGCCCUUGUCCCUCACCGUGCCUGGGGACAUCUCCUGGGACGACCCCCGGUUCAUGGAGAUGGUGGCUGAGCAGGCGCUUCAGCACUACAAGCAAAACACCAUGUGA